AUAUCGGAACAAACUGUCAUUGCUGGGAAGCCAAUUAAGUUCGUUUUAUUUAAAUUCCUUCAAAAAGCCAUUAUCAAUAAUCCUGUUAAUGAGUCUUUUCGACAAGCCAAUUGUUUAUUUAUACCCUAAAUACAUCGAGAUAUCGGUUUGAUACUUAUCUGCAAUCUCUGUACCUUUUAAAAAAGGAAAAACAAAUAGAAUCGUACAGGAACCACCAAUAUAAGCGACAAAGAAAUUAACGCGAAGUCCACGCAUUUCAUCUCGUGUUUUUUUUACGAAGAAAAGCACAUCUGUAGGAACGAGACACGCUUGAAACUACACGAGUCGGUACUUCGUUUAUACAGCAGCUGCUUAUUAGUCGGAAACGAUAUUUCGUGUUUGCUUAACUCUUAGCAAUUUAAAUGAAUAGGAAUCUGGGAGAACAAAGGCGUGGGAUUGAAUACAAAUUCGUGAUACAACAGUCAUUAAUUGCCUUACCGUAAACCGCAGUAUAACGAUUUUGAUGAAAUUUUGCGAGUCGCGCGCAGGUGCAAGGCGAGAUGUUUGACCAGAUUUACGUGUAGUUGAUGGAAACAUUUACGGAAGCCGAACGCAAAUCAGUCACAACAGAGAUACGAUUGCUCAAAGGCCCUUGAAAUAAAACCAGAGUUCGCGGGCAAAAAACCCAAAGUAACUCUCCGUCAACACGAACACCAGAGCGCCCCGGUGGUUUGAAGGAAUUGACAAUGAAGAAGCUCUUGGGCAAAACACAUUCUCGGGAGGCUAGCCCAAGCGAGAUCGUUUACUCUCCGAACAAGGCGGGCUCCCCGAUGAAAACAAUUAGAUCACCGAAAAUUGAGAAUGUUGAUGCCAACGAUAAGAUUGUCAACGGACACGGAGGAGCUAAAAACGGAAAGAAUGUCGAGGUCGUCGAACAGAAAUUUGUCCGUCUUAAAAACUGGAAUACCGAGAAGCAAGUCACAGACACACUUCAUAAACAGAAAAAUAUGCCUUCACAUUGCGACGAGCAUCGCUGUAAGGGCUCAAUUAUGUUUCCAACCAAGAAUUCCUCAAACGGAGAGCUGAUGCCCAAAGACAUGGCAAAGAAAGACGCCGUUGAUUUCUUGAGGCAAUACUACGCAUCCUUGAAGAAAGUGGAUACCCCAGCACACAACCAAAGAGUUCAACAAGUUUUGAAAGAAAUCGACGACAGAGGAACGUACGAAAUUGAUGCGAAGGAGCUUGUAUUCGGUGCGAAACUAGCUUGGAGAAAUGCUCCCAGAUGUGUGGGAAGAAUCCAGUGGAAUAAAUUGCAGGUAUUUGACUCGCGAGAUGUGUUCAACGCCCAGCAGAUGUUUGAAGCAAUCUGCAAACACAUCAAGUAUGCAACAAACAAGGGAAACCUGAGAUCGGCCAUAACAGUGUUUCCUCAAAGACGAGGUCCAGGAAGAGACUUCAGAGUUUGGAAUUCUCAAUUGAUCCGAUAUGCAGGGUACAAGAAAGAGGAUGGCACAAUUAUUGGAGAUCCAGCCGGAGUCGAGUUUACAGACGUCUGUGUCAGUUUAGGAUGGGAACCAAAAUAUGGUAGAUUUGAUGUUCUGCCGUUGGUUCUUCAAGCCAAUGGUGAAGAGCCCGAGGUGUUUGAAAUCCCAGAAGAUAUUAUUUUGGAAGUGGACAUAACACAUCCAGAGUUCGAUUGGUUUGCCGAGCUUGGAUUGAAGUGGUAUGCAAUUCCUGCCGUUUCCAGUCUUAUGCUGAAUUGUGGUGGAAUUGAGUUUCCUGCAAUUCCCUUUAACGGAUGGUACAUGGGGACAGAAAUUGGAGCAAGGAACUUCGGGGACACCUACAGAUAUAACAUGCUUCCGAUUGUGGCAAAAAAAAUGGGACUGAACACUAGCAGCAAUGCGACACUUUGGAAAGACAGAGCGCUGGUAGAAUUGAAUGUUGCUGUCCUACAUAGUUACCAGCUUGCCAACGUCACUAUUGCUGAUCACCACAGCACCACAGAGUCUUUCAUGAAACAUGUUGCAAACGAGGAACGUGCUCGAGGUGGUUGUCCCGCAGAUUGGGUGUGGAUUGUCCCACCUAUUUCGGGGAGUGCUACCCCUGUCUUUCAUUUGGAAAUGUUAAACUACAACUUAAGACCCUCAUACGACUACCAGGAAGAUCCGUGGAAAGUCUACAACUUUACUAGAACAAAAAGACCAAAAAAGAAACUUCUUUUCAAACAAGUCGCCAGGGCGGUGAAGUUUUCAGCCAAGCUGAUGGGCCAAGCGAUGGCCAAGCGACAGAAAGCCACAAUUCUCUACGCAACGGAGACUGGAAAGUCAGAGCAUUAUGCAAAUCUAUUGAAGGAAUUGUUUUCCUAUGCAUUCAAUCCUAGGGUAUUUUGCAUGGCCGACUAUGAUUUCUCAGAUAUGGAAUACGAAGAGCUUCUUUUGGUCGUUACGAGUACCUUCGGUAAUGGAGAUCCCCCUGAGAACGGAGAGAGUUACGCGCACGAACUUUACGAACUCAGACAUCCUCCGAGCGAGAGCAAAUCAAAGUUCAAACGAACAACGAGUGCGUUACUAAUGGAAAUGAACAAGAAAAAGUCAAAUACGAAAAAAGAUGAAGAUGCGCAGCCACUUGCAAAUUUAAGAUAUUCUGUGUUCGGUCUUGGUUCCAAUGCCUACCCCAAUUUCUGCGCAUUUGCGCGAUCCAUUGACAAGCUGUUGUUGGAACUUGGCGGAGAGGCGAUUUUACCGUUGGGAACUGGAGAUGAGCUUUGUGGCCAAGAGGAAUCCUUUAAGAACUGGGCCAAGAAUGUAUUCAAGGCGGCAUGCGAGACAUUCUGUAUUGAGGAUACCAACAUGUCUGGUUCAGCCACACCCUUAGACACCAUCUCAGCUGAAUGGUCGCCAGAUAAAUUCAGAUUUGUUGAAGUGAAAGACAAGCCUGCACCGUUAUGUAAAAGUCUCAGUGAUCUCUAUCGGGGAACGAUUUACCCUUGCAAACUUGUUGAACAAAAAAAUCUACAGUCUGGGGAUGCAAGUCAUGUUACAUUGUUAGUCAAGAUCGAUACUCAGGGAGAGAAGAGCUUAGCCUAUGAACCUGGUGAUCACGUAUCAAUAUUCCCUGCCAAUGACGUCAAUCUGGUAGAAGCUCUGCUCAGCAAGCUUCACAAUGCUCCACAGCCGGAUAAACCAAUCAACAUGCAAUCAUCAACAGUUGAAUCAGGUCCUUUUGGCAAGGUGACGAAAUGGUACUCGGUCAACAGCCUGCCCAAUCCUUGCACAUUGCGCGAAGCAUUCUCAAGAUACAUCGAUAUCACAGCGACACCGUCACCACAAAUGAUCAACUACCUUGCAACAUUGGCCUCUGAUGAAGCAGAGAAAAAGGAGUUGGAAAUUCUUGGAAAGGGUGAAUCUGAAUACGAAGAGUGGAAGUACCAUAAAAAUAAAAACAUUGUCGAGAUGAUUCAAGAUUUCUCAUCCUUAAACCUUCCCGCUGCUCUUCUGUUGACGCAGUUGCCACGACUACAACCGAGAUUCUAUUCCAUCUCAUCGUCUCCUCAAGCGCACCCGGGAGAAAUCCAUGCUACUGUUGCUGUUGUGAGAUUUAAAAAAGAAAAUGGGCAAGGACCAGUGCACAAUGGAGUAUGUUCCACUUGGUUAGAAAGCCUUAAACCAGGAGAUAUGAUUCCAUGUUCUGUCAGACAUGCCAGUGCAUUUCACAUGCCCGAGAAUCCAUCAGUACCCGUCAUCAUGGUGGGACCUGGGACUGGCAUUGCACCGUUCCGCAGUUUCUGGCAGCAGCGUUUGUUUGAAAAGAAGAAUAAAUUGACAAACAAAGGGAAAAAUCAACGUCCGUCAACGCUUUCCAAGGACACGAAUUCUACAUGGGGUCCAAUGACGCUCUUUUUCGGUUGCCGCAGUUCGAAACAUGAUGAUAUAUACAAACACGAGACAACCCAAGCCAUAAAAGAAGGAGGGUUAGAUAAAGUAUACACAGCAUUCUCUAGGGAACCAAAUACACCAAAGACGUACGUACAAGAUUUAAUCAAGAAGCACGCCAGCGAGGUUUACGACAUGUUAGUGAACAAGAGCGGACAUUUUUAUGUCUGUGGAGAUGUUUCUAUGGCAGAUGAUGUUUAUAACUCACUAGAGAGUGCACUUGAGGCAGUGGGAAAAGAUCAGAAUAACAAUGUGGAAGACUUUGUGGAAAAUAUGAAGACCAACGGCUAUUACCAUGAAGACAUAUUUGGCAUCACGUUGAGAACAAAGGAAACGACCGACAGAGCAAGACAAAAACGUGGAACCUAUUCAGCAGCUUCAAGUUUUGAAGUACCAGUGGCAUCUGGACAAGUGGAAACGAACAAAUAAAAAAAAUGAACAAUAUUUAACAUUAGCAAACAAAUUAAGUAUGGCAUUAGACAUGCAUGAAUAGUAAUUUAUAGAUAGUCGAGGCUACGUUUACGCAAAUUAUGGACUAAUAAUUGGUCAAAAAUGACAAUUUAAGGUAACAGCACAUAUACCUGUUGAUAUUUACAUGAAGCCUGUUAUAUACAUAGUUACUAUUUCUCUAGUUUGCACAGAACAACAAUGAUCCAAUUCGUUUGUAUUAACAUAGGAAAUAGUACGGGUUAAACAAGCCCUACAUGAUUACGGUACAAAACCCGAAACUAGAGGUUCUGAAUAUUUUCUUAACUAAAACAGUAGAAACUAGAUAUUUGCUUUAACAAAGGUUUUUGCAAAUAAUAAUGUUAAAUAGACAGACCUUUGGGGUUUCCCUAUAACCGCCUAAUUCAUAUUUAGAACAAUUACUAUAAAAAAUAUUAAAUAUUGUAUAACUGCAUUAAUUUAUUCAAUGACCGUUGUCAACAAAUCGUUUACAGAGUAUAGCAGAA
Messenger RNA from Dendronephthya gigantea, 4867 nucleotides. Its product is annotated as nitric oxide synthase, brain-like. Gene Ontology annotation, molecular function: flavin adenine dinucleotide binding; NADP binding; nitric-oxide synthase activity. The coding region runs from base 726 to 4343 and encodes 1205 amino acids. The record is from RefSeq and is a predicted model, not a curated record. Gene Ontology annotation, biological process: nitric oxide biosynthetic process. Lineage: Eukaryota; Metazoa; Cnidaria; Anthozoa; Malacalcyonacea; Nephtheidae. The transcript is spliced from 34 exons.